Messenger RNA from Coccinella septempunctata (seven-spotted ladybird), 1343 nucleotides. RefSeq names its product TWiK family of potassium channels protein 7-like. Gene Ontology annotation, molecular function: potassium ion leak channel activity. Gene Ontology annotation, biological process: stabilization of membrane potential; potassium ion transmembrane transport. The transcript is spliced from 4 exons. Gene Ontology annotation, cellular component: membrane. Bases 175 to 1284 code for a protein of 369 amino acids. NCBI's taxonomy places the organism in Eukaryota, Metazoa, Arthropoda, Insecta, Coleoptera, Coccinellidae. The record is from RefSeq and is a predicted model, not a curated record.
CGUUAAGCGAUAUCAAACCUGGAUUUCAAAGUGUAUCUUUCAUUAUUCUACUAGUGCAUCAAGUUUGUACUUUAUGCCGAUCAUUAGUGUGGUUAAAAAUCCAACAAUUCUGUGAUUAUGGGACCAUCAAGACGAUGAGGAAAUUAUCUUGACGAACAAAAACCACAAAUAAAGAUGAUCAGGGGUGCCCAAUCGACUCCCCUCUACUCCGGCUACCUCCCCCAUUCCCCCUACCUAAAACGACCAUCCCCUACCGGCAGCCCUGUAUCGAAACGACCAUGCUACGACCACGAGGAAUACCAGAGAGACACCAUCUUCUGCUGUUGUUACACCUGCCCGGACAAAAACAAGAGCACGUCUCUCCUGGUCACCUUUGGCGUCUGCUGUCUCGUCCUCAUGUACACGCUGUUUGGCGCCGUGGUGUUCAUGGCGCUUGAGGGGGGGUUCCGGGAGGAGUCUGUUCUUGGCACCUCAAAAUCCGCGCAGAAUGAGGAUAGUUUGGUGGGCGUGUUGAGGACUCAGACGGUCGAACGGUUGUGGAGUAUAACGGAGAAUUUGAACAUCCUGUAUAAGGAGAACUGGACUAGGUUGGCGGCGGAGGAAGUGAUGAUGUUUCAGGAGUCGUUGUUUAAAGUGUUGAACGACUACGAGGGGAAUCUCAACCAUCUGGGGUAUCCACAGGCGCACAAAUGGAGUUUCAGCUCUUCGUUCCUGUAUUCUCUCACUCUUAUAACAACAAUAGGUUAUGGUCCAGUAUCACCAAAAACCUCAUGGGGAAAGAUGGUAACCAUAAUCUACGCCUUAGUGGGCAUCCCCCUGAUGCUUCUCUACCUCUCUACCACCGGGGAUGUUCUAGCUAAAAGCUUCAGGCGUCUCUACGGAAAACUGUGUGGUAGAAGCCUGAGGAAGUUGCCUUGUUCCUGUGCAGAUAUGGUUAGAGUUCCUGUGAGCUUAUGCGUGGUCAUACUGUUAGCCUACAUCUGUACUGGAGCCUUACUCUUCAGUAGGCUGGAGGACUGGAGCCUAUUGGAAGGAAGUUACUUCUGUUUCGUAUCGUUAGGUACCAUUGGAUUUGGUGACUUGUUACCAGGAAGAAACGCCGAUGAGAUAUCUUUAUGUGCCUGUUCUGCCUAUAUACUGACAGGAAUGGCGUUGGUUGCCAUGUGUUUCAGUUUGGUACAAGAUGAAGUUAUCGCUCUUUUUCGAUUCAUCGGCGCUUCGUGCUCGAGGGCUAACUCGGCGUCUCAGCGCAAAGACGCCGAGGCGUCUGGCGAGGGCUCCUGACAGAGACCGUUGACGGAGGGAGGAGCGGCGCCCAUAAAAACUCCCCCGAUGAUGAAGAA